This is a messenger RNA of Mya arenaria, 2118 nucleotides long. Its product is annotated as coiled-coil domain-containing protein 134-like. Lineage: Eukaryota; Metazoa; Mollusca; Bivalvia; Myida; Myidae. The record is from RefSeq and is a predicted model, not a curated record. The coding region runs from base 94 to 867 and encodes 257 amino acids. The transcript has 7 exons.
AGUUCCGAAUGUUUCAUUUAUUCGCUUAAGCAAGCGCCUGUCUGUUGUUUACAUGAUCAACACGUGUCAAAUGUCAGCCUGACAGUGUCCAGAAUGUUACGAACAGUGUGGUUAUUGGAUUUGGUAUGUCUGGUGCUGUUGGUGACAUAUGGGUUUGCUGAAGGCACAGUGGAAGUAGAAGACCAAACCAACCCAUCUUCUGGUGAUGAUGAAACUGUCACUGGAAAAGUGGACAACAAAAUAUCAGAAUUUCAGAGAUAUCUUGGUCUGUUUGAGCAGAACAGGGCCAUCCAAGUGGAUGCAGUGAAAUCCAUCGUCAAGUCAAACCUGAAAUAUGAAAAUAAGUAUAAGUUGACCAAAGCCAUGAUUGAACAGAUUUUCCAGGUGAUUGGCGAAGCUAAGACCAACCUGACAGAGUGGGGCUUUGUACCUGGGGAUGACUGGCCACAGGACAAAACAGUGCAGGAGGCUUCUUCAACGGUUCUGGAGAAUGUGGCCAUGUUUGGUGACUUGGUGUUGCGGCUUCCAGACAUCACUCACUCUGUGUACGACAAGAACAAACAGUGGGAAUUCCUGAUUGGCUGGGCCACAUGGUUCUGCCUUGAGUCCAAGGUCUAUACAGGUCCACAUGGAAAACUGCUCAACCUGAUGUCUCAAGAGAUAGGGCUGAUACCAAAGGAAAAGAACUUCAUAAAUCCAUAUAAGGAGGAAGAAGUAUUAAGGAAUGUGGAAGCAGAAGUCUUGGAGCAGAUGAUGAAAGAGAAGGAGAAGAAGGAAAAGGCAGACAAAAUCAAACAGAAGUCAAAGGAGACCAAAGCCAAGAGAAAAGGGCCUCGGUUAUCAGGGGGUGGGAAGACAGAGUUGUGAUGUUUGGAAUGUUUAGAUCUCAUAAUCAUAUCAAGUAACAAGCAUUACUGUAAGCAUAGUAUUUUAUUUUUAUAUAAUGAAUGUGCGUAACAUGCAUUUUAAGCAAUGGAGGUUGUGCUUAUUUAAAGCAGACCAAUAUCAUUGCUGUAAAUGUAGUCUUAGAAUAUCAGAGCGUUUUAUAAGGAGGUUUUCUUAAUGACAUUGUUUGGGAAAGAACAUUUAAGUAGAUGGAUAAUAAAUUAAAUAAGGAAAGAUGAAUGAAAAUAUCCUGCGCAGCCUGAAUAUGUUAACGUGUAUCAGUGUUUAUUACCCCUUUGCGCUUCAUGCAAGGUGUAGAUUCAUGCAAUGUGUGUUGUUAAAGAAAAUUCUUGUUUAAAUCCCUAUAGUAGUUUUAUUAAGAGGUAAGGCUCUCAACUCAAUGUUAUUGGCUUUGUAAAAUUUAAAAAGUCUUUCUAUGUCCUGAUGAAAUUAUAUGAUGCUUCAGUGAAAGAGUUGCAUGUAUGUGUUUUUUGAUGCAUGCAUAUAAUAUUUAGUUGCAAAUCAUUUGGUGCAUAUAUAUUUUUCACUCAUCAUUCCAGGAUAAAUGUAUAUCUAGAAUUUGUCAAUGGCUUAUAUACAUUUUCUGUUUUGUUGUCUGAUUUUUUGUUUAAGAGUGUCUGAUGAAUCAUGACAGUGCAGGUUUUAGACAUGUUAGGCUAUAAUGAUAAUGCAUGUUUGCAGAGUGAAAGAGGAUCAGGAUUGGAUCUCACGUGCCUUAACUUGAUGUGUUUGCUCAAAAUAACUUUUCGAUUAUCAAAUUCAGAAAAUCAAAUAUUCCAAACUUAUUUCAUGUCAAUUUAUCAGGAUUGACUAGUUUUUGAGUUGGUUUAAGAAACAGAAUUUAAAACAAGAUUAUUAGAGAAAUUCAAACACAUAUUGUUACACAAAAGUGCUGAAAUGAUUAAGACAUGCAUGCAUUUCAUUUGUGGUUUAGCUGAAAUCCAAUUACAGUUGUAGUCUGUUUCAGGCAUGUUUACGACUGCUUUCAUAUCCUAUUGAAAAUCUCCUUGUUUAUUUUUGAGCAAGUCAUUCAAUGUAAAAACAGUUGUCGUUUUAUAAAUUUCAAUCAUGAAAUCAUUGUAUGCCGUAAAAACUCUCCAUCUGAGAAACUUUGGAUUCAAACCAAUAUUGAACCACAAACUUAAUGAUAACAUUGUUAUUGUAUUUUUUAUUUUGUAAUACAUGUAUGUGCAAUAAAACAUGACAAUGAUU